Cimex lectularius (bed bug) is the source of this 983-nucleotide messenger RNA. Its product is annotated as coiled-coil domain-containing protein 103. NCBI's taxonomy places the organism in Eukaryota, Metazoa, Arthropoda, Insecta, Hemiptera, Cimicidae. Gene Ontology annotation, biological process: determination of left/right symmetry; inner dynein arm assembly; epithelial cilium movement involved in extracellular fluid movement. The transcript has 4 exons. The record is from RefSeq and is a predicted model, not a curated record. Gene Ontology annotation, cellular component: outer dynein arm. The coding region runs from base 164 to 865 and encodes 233 amino acids.
GCUCGAGUCGAUAGCAACAGUAAACACAUGAUAUCGUUUUUUGAGUUUUGACCGCAAACUCCGCUUUGAUUUUUGAGUUUUUAGGCGUUAUUUCUAUUUUUACGGAUCGGAAAAUAAUUUUAACCGGCGGGCGAGGUCUCUCUGGACUAGAAGAAGGCCGUAAAUGGCCAGGGAGCUUUCUCGUGUCAUCGACUUGACCUCGUUGGAAGAGGAGGUUCGUAAGACAGUCGAAGCCGACCGGCUCUACGAUUUACAGAACAAGGCUAAAAUCCUAGCCGUCACGGAUCGAAAAGUCUCAUCUUAUGAGGAAUUCAGAGAUCGUGUGAACGCCGCCCACCUCCGUCCUCUGGACAAGAAGGACAAAAUCGCAGAAGACGGCUUCAAACGGGUCUGGAACCCUAUAAGGAGCCAAGGGUCCGCUGAGACUGCAACCAUGUCGAAUCAAGUUUGGGACGAGGCGCCGCAGACUUUCCACGAUAUACUGUCUCGCAUCCCAACUCCGACGCAACGCUACUUCUACCUCAGGGAGUCUGGAGCGGAAGAGUUGAGCAGAGGUCUGCGCCGAGAGGUGCCAGUCGGUGUCCUAGGCGACAUAGUCGAAGCACUUUCCGCAUUCCCUAAUACGACAGAAGACAUACUCUUCGUCGUGAGCGUCCUCGAUACCAUCUCUAAAACAGAUAGGUUCCGGCUCAGCCUUGACUUCCUCACCUGCUCUGAAAAGGACAUGGUCUGGUCUCUCAUGGACAAACUGACCAAGAGCUUCAACAACAGGCACCAAGACUUAGCCGAGGAAGGAGUCACAGAAUGGACUGUUCAAGGUCUCAGGGAAAAGUAUUGUGUACCAGGAAAAAGGCCACAAGAGUAAAACCGACAAGAGAUAGAAACCAGGGAGGAUUUAGAGAAAGCUUCCUUUUUAAAAUUUUUUGUAAAAUAUAAAACAAAAAGCUUUAAUUUUUUUAAUUAAACCUGUGUUAAUUAAUUUA